Messenger RNA from Penicillium angulare, 705 nucleotides. Its product is annotated as E2 ubiquitin-conjugating protein UBC1. The coding region runs from base 1 to 705 and encodes 234 amino acids. The record is from RefSeq and is a predicted model, not a curated record. NCBI's taxonomy places the organism in Eukaryota, Fungi, Ascomycota, Eurotiomycetes, Eurotiales, Aspergillaceae. The transcript has 3 exons. Gene Ontology annotation, molecular function: protein binding.
AUGGCCAGUAAUCGAAUGCGCCGAAUCGGCAAGGAAAUGGCCGACAUCCAUGCCGAUAUCAAAUCCCAGAUUACAGCUGUGCCUGUGAAUGAACAAGAGGAUAUCACACAUCUCCGCGGCUCUUUCCCGGGGCCCCCGGGAACUCCAUAUGAGGGUGGCACUUAUAACAUCGAUAUCAAGAUUCCUACCGAUUACCCUUUCAGACCCCCAGUCAUGAAAUUCGAGACCAAGGUCUGGCAUCCCAAUGUCAGCAGCCAAACGGGUGCCAUUUGUCUUGACACGCUUUCCAGUGCUUGGUCCCCCGUUCUGACCAUCAAGUCUGCAUUGCUAUCAUUACAAUCUUUACUUAGCACACCAGAGCCGAAGGACCCACAAGAUGCCGAAGUGGCCAACAUGUUGCUGAGAAAGCCAAAGGAAUUCGAGCGUGUUGCUCGACAGUGGGCUGUGAUUUAUGCAGGUGCCUCCUCGGAUGGCUCUGAGAAUAUUGCCGGUCAAGACGAGACAGGUGGAGCUAUGUUUGAUAAUCUGGCACAAUACGAUGGGUAUAACCGUGACUUGGUUGACCGAUUUGGCAGCAUGGGCUUUGAUGUAGUCCGCGUUGUAGAGGCAUUCCGAGAUAUUGGAAUUGACCGGAACGGCGGUACAGAUUACCAGCUCUCAGAAGGUCAAAUGGGCGACGUAACUGGGCGUUUGCUUGGCGAAUAG